AUGUUUAGCCGGGACCAGCUCGCGUUAAUGUGCCUGGGUGUUUGCACCCUGCUGCCAUACAACUGCCUCUUGAACUCGCAGCCAUACUUUGAGCAGCAUCCCUUCGAGGGCUUGGACUUUCCGUUUACCAGCAUGAUGACAUACUCUUUAUGCCUGUGCUCUUCACAGCUGUGGCUUACCUGCAAGGGUGACAGCUUUUCGGUGAACCAGCGCAUAGGCAGCGCCUUCAUCAUGCAGGUCGUGGUGUGCCUCUCCUUCUUUGGCAUCACGCUGGCUGCCAGAGGCGCUUCCGGGGCACAUUACUACGUGCCCAUUCUCCUGACCAUAGCGGUGCUCGCUCUCUCCAACGCGGUGCUCCAGACCGGCAUCUUCGGCGUGGCAGGCUCCAUCAGCCAAGAGAUGUCCGCCGCGAUCAUGCUGGGCUUGGGCGUCUCCGGCUUGGUGAGCUUCUUUUGCUCUUUGCUGGUGCAGGCGCUGCAGCACGCAGUGAACCCGGAGAAGAGCGACACUGCGGAUGCCGGCAUGGUGGUUGCCCUGGUGCUGUGGGCCAUUUGCAUUGCCCAGACGCUCAGCUCCUGCUGGGUGUACUUUGUCUACAUGCGACGGCGCUCGCCGGAGACAUCUGCAGCAAUCGCGAUGCUUGAAGAGCAGAGGGCACGGCCGCUAGAGGUCUCCUCCUCCGGCUCUUGUGAGAGCAGUGAGGAGUCCAGAUCUGCAGGCGCCGCCCAGAUCUUCAGGCGGCUGGUGCCCAUUUUGGGGGAGAUCUGGCCACAAGCGCUGAAUGUGUGCGGCGUCUUCCUAGUGACCAUGUCAGUGUUCCCGGGAGUUUUAGUCCACUGGGAGCCGCUAGCAGGCUCGUCCUUCGUGAAGGCACGCCAGGUCUAUGGCAACUUGCUGAUUGGAUGCUUCCAGGUGGGCGACGUGCUGGGGCGCAGCAUCGCCCCUCCAGUGGGCAGAGUGGUGGGCCCACCCCGGCUGUGGAUCCUGAUGCUCUUGCGUUUUGCCUUCAUCCCACUCUUCAUGCUGGGCCAGCGUUCCCCAGAGACUGGCUUCUGGGGCUCAGACGCUGGGAGGAUUGUUCUUUGCAGCAUUUUCGCCAUCAGCAACGGCUUAGUGGAGCCAACCUGGCCAUGA
This is a messenger RNA of Effrenium voratum, 1134 nucleotides long. NCBI's taxonomy places the organism in Eukaryota, Dinophyceae, Suessiales, Symbiodiniaceae. The record is from the annotation of a GenBank genome assembly.